ACACCAAGAGCAGAAUCACUUCCUCAUUGCUGACAGAGAGUCUUCUGCGCGGACCUCACCACAUCUCAACCUGAGGAUUAUUUUGUCAAUUUCAUCAUCGCUAGCCACUGCAUAAGUUCUUUGUCAACACUAACACCGACAGAGGCAAACGCGAGUUCCCCUCGGACUAUUUAUUUACAUUUUCACAGAGGAGCCGAUCAACUCAACAGGUAGGUUGGAUAUUUCCCCCAAACCAGGCGCGCGGCUUCACGUUUUUAGUCAGCGCAUUAUGGUGGUACCCUGACUGUUCUUUUUGCCUUGGGUUAGUUGGAUUAUGCGGUAGCCUACACCGUUCGCAGCAUAAGAACCAAUCUAUUAAUUAUAGCAUGAUGCUCACACGCAGAGAUGAGAGUUCACCAUUUCCACCACGACGUCGUUUAUAUAAUCAUUCCCAUCUGGAGAUGAAUUUAUACAUGUUUUACAUCGGGAGUCGCGUUGUUGUUUGUUCCAGUUGUUUGCUAUGCAUUCGGUAUUAGGGUAUUACAAUAGGCCUAUGAUGUUUAUCAUGUUGAAACUGCGAAUGUUUGUCAUGUUGAAAGUGCGUACUGUCUGUAGAAAAUAAUAGUUAUUUCUCUUGAAUCACAGAGUUCAGUGUGCUUCAACAUGGAACCAGUGAUGGCCCUCUCAUCCGGUCGCUCUUCAUUAAAACGCCAGAAGGCCAUUGACAUGUUCGAACACCCAAUGUCGCUGUUCUGUGGGUAUCAGCUGCCUGAGGAGGAGCAGUCAGUUCAGGAGGUGCCGUCGGGGCUUGAUUGUCUUGUGCCUGAGAUGGAUGCGUGCUCAGUGCCGCUGCUGACCCCGUGUAGCAAGGCCGUGAUGAGCCAGGCCCUCAAGGACAGCUUCAAUGGCUUCGGCCGCGUGCAGCGCAUCUGCGGCAUCUCCAACGACCCCUACAAGUGGAGCAGGCAGCACGUGAUGAAGUGGCUUCACUGGGCCGCCUCGGAGUUCAGCCUGACCAACGUCAACUUCUUCAAGUUCGACAUGGACGGCCGAGAGCUCUGCCACCUGGGGCGAGACAACUUCCUGGAACUGGCCCCCGACUUUGUGGGCGAAAUACUCUGGGAGCAUCUGGACCAAAUGAUGAAAGCAUGCCAGGACAAGAUUGAAUCGACCGUCCUUACUCAGGCGAUGCAAGCUGUGCCCACCUGGAUGACCAAAGACAUUGUUGGGUUUGGUUUGGAAGACAGCCAGUCGUCCUUCCAGGUGCCUGAUAGCAGCUUGUUGAGGGAACUGUUUGAGGCCCCAGACGAAACCACGGCAACCGCAUCAGUACCAACCGCAGAGCCGGAGUACUCCAUGUUUGCCAAGCCCCAGCUGAGCACGGUGAACAUCGGCUACAUCAGCAGGAGCCAAGAGUACGCCAUGACACCCCUGACGCCUGCCAUCUCCAAACAUAUUUCCUCGCUGGAGCAGAGCUCGAUGGACAGUCUUGAUGGCCUGGACGGUGUCCGACCGGAGUCCAUGCUGCGUUCGUGGGGCAGCCAGUCCUCUCUGGCCGACAUGCAGCGCGUCCCCUCGCAGGACAGCUUCGACGACGAGUACAGCGCCGCUCCCUUUGGCAAGCCGAAGGAGGGCCUGUCUUUCAAAGACUACGUGCUGGGAAGGAACGAGCCCGUCGAGAAGGGGAAACCUGUUAUCCCCGCGGCCGUAUUGGCGGGAUUUACUGGCAGUGGCCCCAUACAGCUGUGGCAGUUCCUGCUGGAGUUGCUGACUGAUCAGACGUGCCAGAGUGUCAUCGGCUGGACUGGAGACGGCUGGGAGUUCAAGCUAACCGAUCCUGACGAGGUGGCUCGACGCUGGGGACGGAGAAAAAACAAGCCAAAGAUGAACUACGAGAAGCUGAGUCGUGGUCUGCGCUAUUAUUAUGACAAGAACAUCAUCCACAAGACGCCCGGCAAACGCUACGUGUACAGAUUUGUCUGCGACCUGCAGAACCUCCUGGGCUACUCGGCUGAAGACCUGCACGUCAUGCUGGGCAUUCAGCCCGACACAGACGACUGAACAAGUCUCACUUGUAGUAGUCUCGCAGCUGAACCAGGGGAUGUUUUCUGAAAGACUCCACCUGGAGAUAACAGGAGGACUUUUAAGGGCCUCCAUUUUAAAAGUAGCCGAGGUUCAUGAUUCUGGGUAGCGCCUCUUUGGUGUCUCUACAGAGAACAUGAAGAGAGGCGUGACUUCCAGACCUGUUCCUGGAGAGUUACAGACUCGCAAGAGAGGGAGGGGGAAGCUCUUGGUUUGGAAAUGUACAAUCGCUGUUGCAAGCGCUGUUUUUUUUUUAAUAGAGCGCCCUUGUUUUCUCGUCAACAGGAACGAGUGAGAAAACAGGAUAUUGUCUCAUGCACUGAUUGCGAUAAUCACUGUAAAAACUUUUAGACUGCUGAUAGAAUUCGCCUCCUGGCUGGUGGUGAACACAGGCUGGAUAUCCAUAUUGCAAUGGCAUGGACUGGAGGAUACCUCGAGGAAUAUAGUGGAGGUUGCCAUAACAGCAUGGGCUUUUAAAAAACAAGGGAUCUUAUGCCAAGUGUAUCUACGCCUUUUCUUGGAAGGAAGGAGGGCUUUAAGAAGCUGUAAACCCGUAUAUGGAUAUUUUUGAAAACGUUUACGUUUUGGCGUUGCGUUGACACGUAAAUAGAGUUUUCACGUAAACUGCAUCUUAAAAAUUUGGAUUUAAAAAUAUCCCAUUUAGGGGGCUAAAAUACAUCCGUCAUAAAUGAGUUUUUAAUUGUUAUCCACAUGUCACGUUUGCACGUAAACAGACAAAAAAUAUCCACAUUGAAAAAUAUCCGGAUACGUGUAACCAGCACCUAAGACGGUUCUUAAAUCUUUAGUGAGUUCACUGCAUGGGCACAGGAACAUGUUUACAGUCACAAGAAAUGGAUCAUACUUGUGUCAAUGCUUUACAGCAGAUGCUGUGUGUUUUUCUUCUGUAUUUGCCAAUGAACAGUGGCAUGAAUGCUGUACAUGAAUUUGUUUGCUUUUUAAAUUUCUCAGGCCAAAGUGAAAAUGUGGACGUGUGGUAAUUUUGUUGUUUUUCUGAAGAGCCCUUUACCGUUUUGUACCAAAGCUAAUUGUGAUAUUAAGUUGACGUCACACAUUCAGGCAAUCGAAUGUUGUAAUUGUAAUAUAUGAUAUGUGCCUCAAAGCUUCCCUGCUGCUGUAAAACUGCUGUUUGAAACUGAAUUUUUAUUUAUAUUAUGAAAGUUCUCAGAUUGUUUAGAUAUUUGCUUUAAUGGCCUUCUGAAAAAUAAUUACAGAUUCUGUUUUCCAAAAAAACACCUGAAUGCUGAUAUAUAAUUGUAAUUUAUAUGAUGUGCGUUUACUGCUUCAGUAACAAGCUCCAUAACUGCAUGUGAAUGACUACUGUUUCAAGAUGAGGACGCAAGGUGUAGGCUACAUGCCUGGAGCUACUCAUUUGUACUCAGAGCAUAACAUGCAAAAUUGAAUGUAAUUCAACUACAGCCAGUUCAACUGUUUGUAUUUCAUGGAUAUUAACGAUGCAUCUGUAUACAGAAUAGGAUAUGGAUUUAACAUGCCUGUUGGAACUAAAAUGAGUUGUUCAGUUGUAUAUUGUGUUAUUUUAUAAAAGCACUAUUUUUAUAUGACUGGUUUUAUUAUUCUGUGUAUGUGUAUGUGUAUUUUUUUAAAGGGAAUAAUUACGGACUGUUGUGAAAGAGGGUCUACAGAGUUCUUAUUUAUUUUGAAAGGUUAUUUUGAAAGGUUUGAAAGGUUACACCUUUACAUAAACAUAAGCCAUAUUAAGCAGAUACCUUGUAAUAAUUAAUUGUAUUUAUGCCUACAUCUCUGGCGGUGUGGUGUGUAUGUGUAUGUGUGCCAGCUGCAAAAUGUCAAUAAAAACUGAAUGUCAUCAA
Engraulis encrasicolus (European anchovy) is the source of this 3908-nucleotide messenger RNA. It is a transcript of the gene ets2, whose product is annotated as v-ets avian erythroblastosis virus E26 oncogene homolog 2. The record is from RefSeq and is a predicted model, not a curated record. The transcript is spliced from 9 exons. NCBI's taxonomy places the organism in Eukaryota, Metazoa, Chordata, Actinopteri, Clupeiformes, Engraulidae. The coding region runs from base 643 to 2040 and encodes 465 amino acids. Gene Ontology annotation, biological process: cell differentiation; regulation of transcription by RNA polymerase II. Gene Ontology annotation, molecular function: sequence-specific DNA binding; DNA-binding transcription factor activity, RNA polymerase II-specific. Gene Ontology annotation, cellular component: nucleus.